CUAUUUGACAGUGUCAGUCCUGCUGACAAAACCCAAAAUCUUCUCUUUUCCCUUUCUGGAUUGCACCCCAAGCCUCAUCUCCAUCUCCUAUUCCGACCCUUUUAAGUCUUUAAAAGGUGAGAAAAUGACUCUUCUUGGUGAAUGUUCCGUUGGGUCUUUCGGUCUAGGAAUAUUAUGUGAAUGUAUGUCUUGCCCAAUUAUAAAUGUGUUUGUUUUGUUUUGAGGGGCUGAGGAAUUGAUAAUGGCACACUUACUUUCCACUUCUUGCACUCUUAAAAUUGCUCCUGGAUGUAAACCACAUUCCAGAUUAACCCAGGACUCAUUGGCCUUCUCUGCCUCAUUUUCUUUCCAAGCUUCGAAAUCGCCCUUUAAAAGCAUUCGUUUGCCAGGAGAAAGGUUUAGAACGAACUCUACUUUGCAGGAAACCACAAUUCCAUCUUCUGGUUUUCGUGCAAGCUCGGGUGAAGACUCCAAGGCAGAGAAGGUUAUGGUCAUUGGUGGUGAUGGGUACUGUGGUUGGGCCACUGCACUUCAUCUAUCCAAGAAAGGGUAUGAGGUUGCCAUCGUUGACAGCCUUGUACGUCGUCUCUUUGAUCAGCAGCUCGGUAUUGACUCGCUGACUCCAAUUUCCUCCAUCCACAACCGUGUUCGCCGUUGGAAAGCACUUACAGGAAAGAAUAUUGAACUCUAUAUUGGUGAUAUUUGUGACUUUGAGUUCUUAUCAGAAACCUUUAAGUCAUUUGAGCCUGAUGCUGUUGUUCAUUUUGGGGAGCAGCGGUCUGCCCCGUAUUCAAUGAUUGAUCGAUCAAGAGCUGUUUUUACACAGAAUAACAAUGUGAUUGGAACAUUGAAUGUGCUCUUUGCCAUAAAAGAAUAUAGAGAUCAAUGUCAUUUAGUGAAGCUUGGGACAAUGGGAGAAUAUGGGACUCCAAAUAUUGACAUUGAGGAAGGUUACAUUACAAUUACUCAUAAUGGAAGAACAGAUACUCUGCCAUACCCUAAGCAAGGUAGCUCAUUCUACCAUCUGAGUAAGGUUCAUGAUUCAAACAAUAUAGCUUUCACUUGCAAGGCUUGGGGGAUCAGGGCCACUGACUUAAAUCAAGGUGUGGUUUAUGGAGUGAAAACAGAAGAAACUGAUAUGCAUGAAGAGCUAUGCAACAGGCUUGAUUAUGAUGGUGUGUUCGGGACCGCAUUGAAUAGAUUCUGUGUUCAGGCUGCUGUGGGUCAUCCACUUACUGUUUAUGGCAAGGGAGGCCAGACUCGGGGAUACCUUGACAUAAGAGAUACAGUUCAGUGUGUUGAGCUUGCCAUUGCAAACCCAGCUAGGAGUGGCGAGUUUCGGGUUUUCAACCAGUUCACCGAGCAAUUCUCUGUCAAUGAGCUCGCAGCUCUCGUUACAAAAGCUGGAAAAAAUCUUGGAAUCGAAGUGCAAACCACUUCUGUGCCAAAUCCAAGAGUAGAGGCUGAGGAGCAUUAUUACAACGCCAAGCAUACUAAACUGGUUGAAUUGGGACUUCAACCACACCUGCUUUCAGAGUCUCUUCUUGAUUCUUUGCUCAACUUUGCCAUCGAGUACAAAGAUCGAGUUGACAUCAAGCAGAUAAUGCCCAGUGUCUCCUGGAAAGGAAUCGGAGCCAAGCCGAAGACUGUUACUGCCUAGUGUGAUUGUAGAUACACUUGUUCGAUUAGUACGAGUGGUUUUUUUUAAAAUGGUCAGUCAGUUGUACUAAUUGGAACAUGUUCAGUUUAGUUUAGUUCAGUUCUAUCUUAGAAAGAAGAAAAUGAGAAGCACACAAACAUUAUAAGCUGUUGUACAGUUGUGUGAUGUCUGCAUACCAAGUAAGAAUGUUGAAAAUCCCAAAUCCAUCCAUGGGAUGAUCAAAGCUUUGUUGAAGAAGCUCUUGAAUGUUUAAACAAACACCAGGAAAAUCAAAAUCCAGAUUUCAAACAA
Molecule: messenger RNA, 1951 nt
Organism: Humulus lupulus (European hop)
Lineage: Eukaryota; Viridiplantae; Streptophyta; Magnoliopsida; Rosales; Cannabaceae
Product: UDP-sulfoquinovose synthase, chloroplastic
Exons: 4
Coding region: 242-1660 (472 amino acids)
Biological process (GO): glycolipid biosynthetic process; sulfolipid biosynthetic process
Molecular function (GO): UDPsulfoquinovose synthase activity
Source: RefSeq, a predicted model, not a curated record